This is a messenger RNA of Mytilus trossulus (common blue mussel), 1308 nucleotides long. RefSeq names its product probable G-protein coupled receptor B0563.6. Bases 61 to 1197 code for a protein of 378 amino acids. The record is from RefSeq and is a predicted model, not a curated record. Gene Ontology annotation, molecular function: G protein-coupled receptor activity. The transcript is spliced from 2 exons. Gene Ontology annotation, cellular component: membrane. Lineage: Eukaryota; Metazoa; Mollusca; Bivalvia; Mytilida; Mytilidae. Gene Ontology annotation, biological process: G protein-coupled receptor signaling pathway.
CUGAUCGAUCAGCUUGAUGUUUAAUCAGUUUAUUUAUUGAUAGUAGAGAAAUUUAGGAAAAUGUUUAGGAAUAUUUCUUAUUAUUUUGGUGGUGAUGAACAGAAAAUGAACGAAACUGUGGCUGCGUUUCUUAAACAUAUACUUCAAAGGCAUUUAGAACGAAAACUGAACAGAAGCGUCGUUAUCAUGGAAUCUGCAGAUAUUGUUGAUUAUGUUUGUAACAUGUACAUAGGACCGGCAUUGUGCAUACUUGGAAUAUUUGGAAACAUAUUCAAUAUAUUUGUAUUAUUUCGUGGGAGGUUACUGGAUUCGCCGUACGUGUACCUGAAAGCAUUGUCCUUUACAGACAUGUUUGCUUUGAUCUUAUCUUUACCUUACUUGCUUUUUACUAAACAUUCGGAUAACUUUUCCCCUAAUGUGUAUAACGCGUUUGUGUUCCUGCCUGUUGUGAAUUUACUGACUGCAGCCAGUGUAUGGAUUACAGUUGGAGUAACUAUUGAUAGAUUUAUAUUUGUCAAAUUUCCUUUGUUAGCUAGAAGUUAUUCAAGUGGAUCUAGAGUGAAAAGACGAAUAUUUACUAUUUAUACAUUCGGUAUACUCUUUACUCUUCCAAGGUAUUUCUGUUAUUCUUUAGUGAACGAUUUAGGAGUGUACCGAAUGGAAUUUACACCCUUUCGAGAUUCGGCUUACUACCGUGUCUAUGAUAUUGUAUGUAUUAUUAUCUAUCAUUUUAUUCCAUUGGUUGUUUUUGUUGUGAUAAACACCUACCUCAUCGUCGCUGUGUACAGAGCUAGAUUUUUAAGACAGGAGCUAGGCAUAAGAAACAACAGGGAACAAGACUGGCAGAUAGAGCAAAGACGAUUUACAAUUACACUCAUCGGGAUAAUUGUCAUAUCGAUAGUCGCCAUUUUUCCAUCGACUAUCAGUGACUUUUCAAGACUGACAAAUCUAUCACUUCAUGAGUACAAACUUUUACGUAACAUUAGUAAUUUGUUACUUCUUUGUAAUUUAUCGAUGAAUUUCGUUCUAUUUUGUGCAUUUAACAAGCGAUUUGUACGCGCAAUCAGAACUAUUUUCAACAAAAGACGUAACAAAACGAGGAUUUACAUCUCUUUUAAAAGUCGUACUAGGUCGUCAAGAUCUGACACAUGCGUUGUGACCAGACAACAUUCCUUUAUCAGUGCUUGUAAAAUGUGAACUCAAAAGUUCUAUCGUUACAAAAAAAGUGCUCAAUUUUCUUUUUAAUUUUUUUUUACAUAUUUAAUGUUACAACGUUUAAUAUUGUUUAGUAUUUAUGUGAUAUUUAUA